Aspergillus homomorphus CBS 101889 is the source of this 705-nucleotide messenger RNA. RefSeq lists its product as uncharacterized. NCBI's taxonomy places the organism in Eukaryota, Fungi, Ascomycota, Eurotiomycetes, Eurotiales, Aspergillaceae. The record is from RefSeq and is a predicted model, not a curated record. The transcript has a single exon. Bases 1 to 705 code for a protein of 234 amino acids.
AUGGGCGCAUUCAAGCUCGCAUGGCGACUAAUUGUCCGAGCCGGCAGUGGCUCGCCAAGCUGCCAGUCAAAGCUCUUGGCUGAGACGGAGCUGCGACCGAUCCAACUAGGGUUCACGGAUGAAGCGGAAUGCGGCACUGCCAAGCACGAAUCUUGGGGGGAACCAUCGAACUCUAGUCUAGCUGCCACAAGAGAACUUCCACAAAUGGAGCUGGCUGUUUCAGAACGGUUGCCAAGAGCGCGGAUGUUUGACUCCAUCGUGGCUGUGCUGCGCUGCUCGUCGGCUCGUCUUGGCACCCCAGCACCAACCGGUUUCUCUGCUCAUGUAUAUCAGAUGUUCUUGGCGCUCGCAUGGGUGUCGAGACCAGUCUACGGCCGGUUAUUUACCCAACCGAGGCAUGUUGAGUCCAUACGUCUGGCUUGGCACCGUCCCGCCACCAUCCCCUUAGAUGGUCUGCGGAAGACCGGUGGAAUGAAAAUCGGUCUGUAUUGGGAUUCAGGGGCUUACACGUGGCUUACAGACUCUGUCAAAGUUCAGAGCUCUUUGGCGGAAAAUGAUGGCUCCAAGUCUUCUUAUAUUGUAGACACUGUCGAUCUCCUCUGCGCGUGGAAGAACGUGAUGCGGAGAGACAUACCGAACAUCCACGACUCGCUACACAGACACCAUGACUUGUCCAAAUCCAAAUCGUCCGUCUGCUCGUUGUAG